Trichomycterus rosablanca is the source of this 1095-nucleotide messenger RNA. RefSeq names its product G2/M phase-specific E3 ubiquitin-protein ligase-like. Lineage: Eukaryota; Metazoa; Chordata; Actinopteri; Siluriformes; Trichomycteridae. The transcript has 7 exons. Bases 16 to 1080 code for a protein of 354 amino acids. The record is from RefSeq and is a predicted model, not a curated record. Gene Ontology annotation, molecular function: ubiquitin-protein transferase activity.
CCAGAGUUCAGUAAAAUGCCGAAAUCACAGUGCAAGACAUGUGGCGAGACUUUACCGUUACAAGUUCUUGCUCUACAUGUGCAGACUUGCAGCAAGUCCUCUGAAGAUAGUGACCAAGAACAAGAGGAAAAUAUGAGCCCUGAUGUUCGAUUUGGAGCCUGCGUUCAGAAUAUGUGUCAUGCGUGUGUUACAAGACUGUUUGAUGGAGAGCCGGACCAUCUUGUACCUUCAUCAUCAGCAUUCUUGGUUGAGAGUGAUCUAUUUCUGAUGGCUGGCAGAAUGAUUGGCCACUGUUUUUUGCAUGGAGGUCCUGCUUUGUCAGGGCUUAGCCCUGCUGUAAUUCACUUACUUUCUGGAGGCAAAGCGGAAACCGCAGUUGUUGAAAUCUGUGACUGUCCUGACCUUGAUCUUCGUGAAAGAAUUAAGCUGCUGGAAGGAAACUCAGAACUGUCAGCAAGUGAAAAAGACAGUGUUGACUCUUUGUGCUUUUCAUGGGACCUUCCUGCAGUAACAAUAAGCAAUCGAAGAUGGCUCUUCGAGAGGCUAUUACAUCAUGCGGUAAUCGGACGGACUAUGAAGCAAAUUAAGCAAAUUAAGCAAAUUCGAAAAGGACUGAAAGAGACAUUGCUGUGGCCACUAAUGACUCAUCGACCGGAUGUACUUCCAGUCAUUUUUCCACGCGAGUCAAAUGCUGUGCUGACCCCUGAGAGCAUUCUGAACUGCAUCAGCUGGCCUACAAUGAUCGUAGACGAUGACGAUGACGACUGCUCUGUUGAAGAUAAGAGUCGAGUUACUGGGUACCUCUGCCAGUUCAUUGAAAAUGCAUCCAGUGAUGAACUAAAGGCCCUCCUAAAGUUCUGGGUGGGUUGGGAAGCUCCGACCAGUACCCUUAAAGUUGAAGUAGUCGAAAGUCAUCAACUUGUUUUGAGACUCUACGUCUUCCAGCCAACUACAAGGACUUUGCAAAGUUCAAGGAAGAACUGCAAGCAUGCGUCAACACAGCUGACACUGGAUUUGGACUGGUGUGAUUUAAUGGAUGACUUUCAAUGUCAAUUUUACUCAUUUUUAAAAGUUAUUUGACAAAAUGUUCUUACA